Messenger RNA from Leptonychotes weddellii (Weddell seal), 805 nucleotides. The record is from RefSeq and is a predicted model, not a curated record. NCBI's taxonomy places the organism in Eukaryota, Metazoa, Chordata, Mammalia, Carnivora, Phocidae.
GCGACCUGGCUCCUGGCCCCGGGACGGCACAGGAGCUCCUGCCGGAAGCCUUGCCUGUAGGCACGGCCACUCGGUCUCCUGCCCAGCGGCCUAUCUCAGCUCCUUUUCCCAACAAAGGACCCAAGGGAUUGGUGCCACAGGGGACAGAGAAAAGUUAUUUGAGUUUGCUGAGCAAACAGAGAGGACAUUAUAAAACAGCUCAUGGCAGUGGGCGGUGCGCAUUCUGUAGGCGGCCCCAGCGUGUGGCGUGGACAUGGGAUCUCGAAGCGUCCAGCUCCUGGCCGUGCUCCUCGUCCUGGGGGACGAGUGGCUGUGUUCCCUGGUGGCGUCCCAGAAACCUUCCCCCUGCCAGUGCUCACGGAUCGCAGUCCAGAACAGGAAGAACUGUGGCUUCCCGGGCGUCACCCCUGAGACGUGCUUCAGCAUCGGAUGCUGCUUUGACUCCACAGUCCCCAAUGUCCCCUGGUGUUUCCACUCCCUUCCAAAGCAAGAGUCGGAGCAGUGUGUCAUGGAAGGGUCCGCCCGUAGGAACUGCGGGUACCCGGGCAUCAGCCCUCAGGAGUGUGCGUCCCGCAAGUGCUGCUUUUCCGACACUAUCGUCAACGUGCCCUGGUGUUUCUUCCCAAUGUCUGUGGAAGAUUGCCAUUAUUAAGAGGAGUCCUUUCCGAGAACCCACCAGGCUCUCUGGGUGUUUGGAAAUGAAGAAGACUCACCAUCGCAUCUCAUGUCUCCAGAGUUCCUGGCUUUCCUUAAUCUGCUUUUUAUCCUUUUCACUGGUUCAACAUACGUUUCUUCAAAUAAAGAA